CGGCCGGGCCCCGAGCGGGCGGCGUCUCCCGGUGGCGCUUCCCACAGGGUGACGCGCGGACUCCCCUCCCCGCGGCCCGCCCGCCGGCCGCCUCGCCGCCGCCUCCCUCGCUCCCUCAGCGCGCCGAGCGCGGGCCAGCGGCCGGGGCGGAGGCCCGGGGGCGACGCGGGGCCUGUUCGAGGGCGGGCGGCGGGCUUCCGAGCGCCGGGCGGCUCGGGUUCGCGGCCGGGCAGUGGGCGGCGGGCCGGCGGCGGGCGCGGGGUCUAUAUGGCGGCGGCUCUGUCGGGCCUGGCUGUCCGCCUCUCGCGCUCGGCCGCCGCCCGCUCCUAUGGGGUCUUCUGCAAGGGGCUGACCCGCACGCUGCUCAUCUUCUUCGACCUGGCCUGGCGGCUGCGCAUCAACUUCCCCUACCUCUACAUCGUGGCUUCCAUGAUGCUCAACGUCCGCCUGCAGGUUCAUAUCGAGAUCCAUUGACGACCUUCCACCGACUGGCACAGGCGCGUCCUGGGGCCCCCGCCGCAGAAACGCAGCAUGAGGGACGGGACAGGGACUCUGGGCACCUGCCUCGCGAAAGUGCCGCCAGGGGACUCGGCCAAGCGACCAUGUAGCCUUCGAA
Messenger RNA from Myotis daubentonii (Daubenton's bat), 616 nucleotides. RefSeq names its product small integral membrane protein 10 like 3 (gene SMIM10L3). The record is from RefSeq and is a predicted model, not a curated record. NCBI's taxonomy places the organism in Eukaryota, Metazoa, Chordata, Mammalia, Chiroptera, Vespertilionidae.